This is a messenger RNA of Metarhizium album ARSEF 1941, 2700 nucleotides long. RefSeq names its product C2H2 transcription factor. The transcript has 2 exons. The coding region runs from base 1 to 2700 and encodes 899 amino acids. Gene Ontology annotation, cellular component: chromatin. NCBI's taxonomy places the organism in Eukaryota, Fungi, Ascomycota, Sordariomycetes, Hypocreales, Clavicipitaceae. The record is from RefSeq and is a predicted model, not a curated record. Gene Ontology annotation, biological process: DNA-templated transcription; regulation of transcription by RNA polymerase II. Gene Ontology annotation, molecular function: zinc ion binding; DNA-binding transcription factor activity, RNA polymerase II-specific; RNA polymerase II cis-regulatory region sequence-specific DNA binding.
AUGCAGCCCCUCUACGGUUCUCACCCGCAUACCCCGCGUACGCCUGGCACGCCCAACACGCCCAACUCGGCCACGAACGUGCCUCCGUACCAGCAGACGUCGCAGCCUACUCAGCGACCUGGCGUCUACUCGAUGGCCCAGAAUCCUUAUCCUCCUAACCAGGGAUACGGCACAUCUGCGCCAAUGAUGCCUCAGACUACCACAGCCGCGUCUCACCCGCAGCCCAUCGCCCCGGCCCCCGCGGCUGGACGUGCACCUCCAGUUCUUCGUCCUAUGCCUCCUGGAGGUAUCAUGGCCCAGCCUGGUGUCUCCUCUCCCUACGGGCCGGGAUCGCUUAUGCAACCCAAUCCCGUUAUGCACGAGGGAGAACAGCCGACUCAUGUUGUCGGAUCUCAGGGCCGCCGUGGAAUCCUGCCCAGUGCGCCGGGCCGUCCUACCGCCCUAACUGCUGGAACUGGUGCGAAGAGCAACGUUAUUCCUGUCAAAGACGCGGAUGGCAAGUUCCCUUGUCCUCAUUGCACCAAGACAUACCUCCACGCGAAGCAUUUGAAGCGCCACCUCCUUCGCCAUACUGGCGAUCGCCCGUACAUGUGUGUGCUUUGCCGUGAUACGUUUUCUCGAAGUGACAUUUUGAAGCGCCACUUCCAAAAGUGCUCCAUUCGCCGUGGAAACCCCACAGGAGCCAGCCACCUGUCCCACCCGCAGGCACACGUUAAGAAGAAUGCUCAGGCUCAGAAGGCUGCUGGCCUUGGCGCCGAGGGCGAUUUGAACCACAUCAAUGGUUUGAAUAACAUGCCCGCUGAUGGCAUGGUUCAUCCCUUCGGCAUGGUUCCCGUAUCUGACGGUAUGAACAACAUGGCUGGUGACCAGAGUCAUCUGUCUCGUUCCAGCAGCGCCAACCAGGACCGGAAUAACAUGGCCCCCAGCAUGGGAGCCCCCCAGCCCUAUGGUGCUAAUGUCUCUAACUCCAUGAACAACCAGCAGAUGCCUAGCUACAGCAUGCCCCCGGGUCAGAACGGAAUGCCCAUGUAUGGUGGAUCUAACGGGAACCAACAAUCUGGCCUCGAUUGGUCUCAGAUGUUCCAGGCUGGUGCGCAUCAAUCCCUCAACAACAAUAUCUUUCAUCCUCCUAAUCGUGGACAGACGCAGAUCGCACCCAAAACCGGGCCUAAUCACGAUUCGGGGGCGACGGAUUGCAGCUCCAGCGAUCCCGUCCGCUACUCUAUGUGGGGCAUACCGACGAAUAUUCAAACCCCUUAUUCUCAACUCUCUAACCAAAUAUUGAACUUCCUUUACCCUCCGAAUGAGGCCAUUGACCCAACCCUCACGGGCAUGAACCUCUACUUCUCACCUGAUAAUACUAAAGAUUUCGUCGACCAGUACACGCACUUCCACGAGCAUGUUCCUAUACUCCAUCCCGCUACCUUUCGAGUGAUGGAGGCACAUCCUGGACUGGCGGCAUGCAUGUGCUGUAUUGGCGCGUGUUACUCAAACCGGGUUGUGCUCUCAGACGUACAGGAAAUGAUGCGCGCGCUGUGGACUGCCAUGGAGCGUGACUGUCGAACUUUGUCGCCGGAGACCCUGCACGAUACAGACCUGGCGGAAGUCAACAAGUCUUCUAUUGAAGAGCUUCAAGCCGUGCUACUGACUAGUGUGCUUCAUUUUGGCAGCGGGACGUCGCAACAGAGGCAUCGAGCUCUAAAAAUCUCCCCCUUGAUCGCUGCGCAGGCUCGUCGUCUGGGUUUGCUAGGCGUCUCUGGUGAUCCGUCGGUUUACUCUGCGCUUCAUCAUCCCCAAGUUGAUGAUGAUCUGUAUCACUUGAACGCUGAUGAAUUUGACUGGCUAGCCUGGACUGAACAAGAGCGGCGCGUUCGACUCAUGCAUGCUAUCUUUGCGCAAGAUGCUUUCCUGGCACUUUUCUUCAACAUCCCUGCCCAGUUCGAUCCGGCCGAGGUUCAUCUGCCUCUACCUUGUGACGAUGCAGCGUGGACCGCUUCUGGCGCCGCCGAUUGUGCCUCGGCUCUAGGCCUGAGUGGAGAGGAGUUGGCUCAGAAAGUCAACUCACAUGGGAAUCGUCGAGCUGCGCAGCCAGAGUUGCGCUUGGCUCGUCAGGUUCUGCUCGAUAGUGGCUGGCAAAUCAAGUCUGGAUGUACGAAUCAUCUCGGCAAGACAGUAUUGGGAACAAUUAUGAUUGCUACAAUCCGGCUUUCGCAGAAGGUUGGCAGUCUGAACUACCCUCGUACUGGGGAUGUGCCUCCUUCUCUUGGCUGGAUAGUGCCAUACGAAGGGUCAUCUCAGUCAAAAAACUCCACAGCAUCCGAUGAAGUACACCACGACAUGGAUCCUGGCACGUUCGCCGUGCUCUUUUCUGCGCUAGAUAAGCUACAGAAAAUUUGGGAUGAUGAUUUGUCAGUUCAGGAAGCAGCCCGCCAAACCAGCACCACGGUGUCUCACCAAGGCACGCUCCUGCUGUCAAUAGCUCGGCAUAUCUUACGGAACCCUAGUUUUGCCAGUCUGGAGGCGGAAAAUGAAGACCAGUAUGUGGCAUCGUACAAAGCAUUGAAGCGUAUCAGCGCGUUCCUAUCAGCAAAGCAAGCCGACCCGGAGAAGUCGGACGUCGUACAGGAAGCCACGACACCCGGCGAAAAAGAAUACAUUUUGAACUUGGCACGAAUAUUCCGACCCUUACCCGUCCCCUGA